UAUAUAUAUAUAUAGGCUAUUGUAUAAUUUUGUAUAUUUCAUUUUUAACAAUGGGAUUAGGCUUUGGAUUCAGAUGUUUACAGAUAUUACUUGUUAUAUUGAAUAUUGGCGUUUUUAUCUGUGGUAUUGUACUCAUUUCAGCUGGAUCCUAUGCCUUGAAUUCUGUGGUUAAUCAUUGGAAAGAUGUAGAACCUCCACUUCAAUACCUGAUUAUUUUUGUCAUUACACUUGGAUGCAUAAUUCUGAUUCUUGGAGCAAUAGGCCUACUUGGUGCAUGUACAAAAAGUGUUUGUCUGUUAGCAACGUAUUGUGUUCUCCUUGUGAUCUUAAUUAUAUGCCAGAUAACAGCAGGAACAAUUGCAGUGAUACAUAAGCCAAAGGCUAAACAAAAAAUUACUGAUACUUUGAGAGCACUUAUAAGACGCUUUUAUUCUGAUAGUCGUGUAAAAGCGGUCGUGGAUGAAAUUCAACAGAAGUUGAAAUGUUGCGGUGCCAGAUCAUCCUCUGACUAUGAAACAACGCCGAACUCAUGUUAUGAUGGUGACAAGUUAUUUAAAAAGGGAUGUGUUGAAAAGCUCAGUGAAUUGGCUAAAAAGAAUAUGAAUACAAUUACAAUCUGUGUAUUCCUUUUUGCAUUCUUUCAAACAAUCUGUCUAUUAUUCGCAAUCUGUGCUAUUGUAGCCAUAAGACAAGACGAUUGAGUUCAAACAGCAGCCAUUGAAGUAAAAUAUUAACGUAUAUAAUUUGAAUUAUAAUGCACUUUUCUAAUUCAUCUACACUGUCCACAUUCUCCUUGGAUUUACACUCCCAAAUCUUCUUCAAUAAUCCGUGUAACAUUACAACACUUUGUUUACCUAUGUGAUUGUCUUCUUUUCCUAUCUUGAAUGUAUCCUGGGAGCUGUUGAAUUUUG
Trichobilharzia regenti is the source of this 911-nucleotide messenger RNA. Lineage: Eukaryota; Metazoa; Platyhelminthes; Trematoda; Strigeidida; Schistosomatidae. The record is from the annotation of a GenBank genome assembly.